GUCAACAACAGCAGCUCUGAGAUCAGGUAACAGAAACAGACUGCUGAGCCUCAAAGUACACAUACUACUGGUACUACUACUCCUGUACUAGAAGAGUACUACUCCUGUACUAGAAGAGUACUACUCCAGUACUAGAAGAGUACCGCUGCUGUAUGAAAAGCCACAUGACUGUUAGAGGAAGAGGAAGAGAGCUGCUGCUGUGGAGAGAGACAGAAAACUCCCGGAGAGAGAAGAAAACUGCUGGAGAAAGAAAAAGAGUGAUCGGUCCUUGGAAAAGGACAACAAGAGAAGAAGAAGAAGAAGAAACUUUUAAGAAUUAAAGGAUAAGAAGAAGAUGAAGUUGUUUUUUGGGACUCUGGUCUUCGUCUCUCUGCUGUCGUCCCUUUGCAGCGUCUCUCCGUCUUCUCGUCCCACAGACGAAUGCUCCGGCAUGUCUGUCCGUCUCAGGGCAUUCAGGCUGAAGACGACCUGCAAUUUCACCACUCUGAAGGACAAGCAGCUGAAGGAGAUCCAGGCUCCGACCACCAAUCUGUACCUGCCGGUCCUCUACCUGCUGGCCUUCAGCGUGGGUCUGCCCUCCAACCUGCUGGCUCUGUGGGUCCUGCUGUUCAAGACCAAACCGCUGCCGUCCACCACGCUGCUCAUCAACCUCACCGCCGCAGACUGCCUCCUGCUGCUCGCGCUGCCAUUCCGCAUCAUGUACCACUUCAGAGGAAACCACUGGGAACUGGGCGAGCCUUUCUGCCGCGUCGUCAUGGCGAUGUUUUAUGGCAACAUGUACGGGUCCGUACUGUGUCUCGCGCUGGUGGCUCUGGACCGAUACAUUGCAUUGGUUCACCCGUUCGGCGCCAAGACGCUCCGCAGCAGGCGAACCUCUCUGUACAUGACGGCGGCCGUGUGGGCGGCGGUGCUGGCCGCCAUGCUGCCGCUGCUGGUGUCGCAGCAGACCUACGUGCUGGACGAGCUGCAGAUCACCACCUGCCACGAUGCACUGCCCGAGGAAGAGCAGGACAACUAUUUCCUGCCAUACUUCGCCACCUUGUUCACUUUCUGCUUCCUGUUGCCCUUCGCGGUCGUGCUGUUCUGUCACGGCGCUGUGCUGCGCACCCUGCUGGCUGAGGGAAAGCGCUACGGCCACGCCAUCCGGGUGACGGUGCUGGUCCUGCUGGUGUUCAUCGUGUGUCUGCUGCCCAGCAACAUCCUCCUCCUUCUCACCUACACAGACAGCUCGCUGGAUGGAGACGGCGAGGACGUUUACGUCCCCUACAUGGUUAGCUUAGCAGUUAGCACCUUCAACAGCUGCAUUGACCCCUUCAUCUUCUAUUUCGUGUCGGUGGAGUUCAGGGAGAAGGCCAGGAGUGCUCUGUGUUUCUGUAAAAACUCAGACGAUGAACCGUCCUCUGUGGGCAACAACAUGUUGCACUCUUCAUCAUCAUCAUCGGGCCUGAGGUCAAAGGUCACCAUGCUGACCAAGUCGAGUCAGGGAGGGACAUGUGAGACAGUGUGAGGAGGCCUCAUCUGCCAGAACCAUGUUUAUCUGAUGAUGGUCACAUGACUGCUGUCAUCAUCACAGCUGUCAAUCAAACAGAAAUGAAAGUUCCACUGAUGAAGGCAGAAUUGAUCCCUGAGGACUUGAUUGAUUGGAGACUGAUAAAAAGUCCUGAUUAUUAAUUUAGUUUCUUUGCAAAUUGAUAAAAAUGAUCAAAGAAACAAAAAAUACAGAAGGAUUCAUACUCGUUUGUUCCAUAAACACACAGAAUCAAAUUUGUUAAAGGAAAAUGUUGUAAAUUCACAGUAAAACGACAAAUAAUAAAAA
Chelmon rostratus (copperband butterflyfish) is the source of this 1816-nucleotide messenger RNA. Its product is annotated as proteinase-activated receptor 4. Gene Ontology annotation, cellular component: membrane. The coding region runs from base 335 to 1507 and encodes 390 amino acids. Gene Ontology annotation, molecular function: thrombin-activated receptor activity. Gene Ontology annotation, biological process: positive regulation of Rho protein signal transduction; thrombin-activated receptor signaling pathway; blood coagulation. NCBI's taxonomy places the organism in Eukaryota, Metazoa, Chordata, Actinopteri, Chaetodontiformes, Chaetodontidae. The transcript has 2 exons. The record is from RefSeq and is a predicted model, not a curated record.